AUGGGAAAUGAGGCCAGUUACCCGGAGGAGAUAUGCUCGCACUUUGACGAAGAUGAAAUUAAAAGGCUGCGCAAGCGGUUUAAGAAGCUGGACUUGGACGGUUCCAGCGCUCUGAGCGUCAAAGAGUUCACGUCCAUACCGGAGCUGCAGAAGAACCCGCUGGUGCAGCGGGUGAUCGACGUCUUCGACACCGACGGCGACGGACAGGUGGACUUCCAGGAAUUCAUCCUGGGGACCUCCCAGUUCAGCGUCCGGGGAGGAGAGGAGCAGAAGCUGAGGUUUGCUUUCAGCAUCUACGACAUGGACAAAGACGGCUACAUUUCCAACGGGGAGCUCUUCCAGGUGCUGAAGAUGAUGGUGGGGGACAAUCUGAAAGACUGGCAGUUACAGCAGCUGGUGGACAAAACCAUCAUCCUCCUGGACAAAGACGGGGACGGGAAAAUCUCCUUCCAGGAAUUCAGUGCUGUGGUCAGAAGCCUGGAGGUCCACAAGCACUUGGUGACCAUUGUGUGA
Budorcas taxicolor (takin) is the source of this 513-nucleotide messenger RNA. It is a transcript of the gene PPP3R2, whose product is annotated as protein phosphatase 3 regulatory subunit B, beta. Lineage: Eukaryota; Metazoa; Chordata; Mammalia; Artiodactyla; Bovidae. Bases 1 to 513 code for a protein of 170 amino acids. The record is from RefSeq and is a predicted model, not a curated record. Gene Ontology annotation, molecular function: calcium ion binding; calcium-dependent protein serine/threonine phosphatase regulator activity. The transcript has a single exon.